Musa acuminata AAA Group (dessert banana) is the source of this 3722-nucleotide messenger RNA. RefSeq names its product leucine-rich repeat receptor-like tyrosine-protein kinase PXC3. Gene Ontology annotation, biological process: protein phosphorylation. The coding region runs from base 554 to 3445 and encodes 963 amino acids. The transcript is spliced from 2 exons. The record is from RefSeq and is a predicted model, not a curated record. NCBI's taxonomy places the organism in Eukaryota, Viridiplantae, Streptophyta, Magnoliopsida, Zingiberales, Musaceae. Gene Ontology annotation, molecular function: protein binding; protein kinase activity; ATP binding.
AUCCUCUGUUACGACCUCCAAAGUCAAGCCUCUCUCUUCCACCCUGCAUUCACUCUCAUCACCUAUCUCUAGUCUACGCUACUGUUGGAAUCCCCAGUCCGGUCUGUGACUGAGUCAACUGUCAGAGCCCAAGCGUGGAAAACCUGCACACACACACACACACACAUUUCCCAGUUCCCUGUGUUCUUUUCUCUGCAUCUUCCCGAUGGACUACAAAUAAAGUUCCUGUCUUUAAUCCUAUCUCGGUCUCUCUCUCUUUCCAUAAGACACCACUCCUUGGGAACUGUUGCCCAGUAAGAAGAGGGAGAGGAGGAGAGAUCAAAGAUCCUGCCUUUGUGUUAUCUUCUUGAUAUUUGUUUCUCAUCUUCUGGACUCUGUUGCAUUUUUCCUCUUUUACACGCAGGAGGUUGAAGAAAGAACCUUUCCGCGUUGUAUGAUCCAUCCAACGGUCAAAGUCCCUGCCUCAGUUUUCGGCAUGAGGCUCGCACCUUUAUAGUCUUAUCUCCUUCCUCUUAAACCACCGACUUCAGGUGAUCGUUCUAUCACAGAAGAGAUGGUAGAAAUGGGGAGGUAUAAUGGCCCCUUCAUCCUUCCUCUUUUCUUCUUGUGCUUCUCCUCCUGGCUUUCUUUGCAUAGCUCUGCUGACACUUCCACCUCCCAACUCAGCCAAACCCAAACACGAAUCAUGGGGAAUCUCUCCCGGAGCCUCCACAGCUCCUUACCCAACGCUAAAUGGAACACUAGUGACCCAAAUCCUUGUCGUUGGAUAAGAGUCAACUGCUCUUCUUCAGGAAACUCCUCGGUGGUCAAAAGCCUCGACCUCUCCGGCUUAUACACAGCCCCCAACUCCUCGUCGGUUGCCGGCUUCUUCGACGUACUCUGCCGCCUUGACUCUUUGGAGUCCCUCGACCUCUCUUCGAACUCUUUGACCGUCAUCCCCGGGUUCUUCUCCAACUGCAGCUUCUUGCAUGGGCUGAAGUCACUCAAUCUCAGCUCCAGUAUGUUAUAUGGUGCUCUACCAAAUUUCUCGCGUUUCAGUUCUUUGGAGACACUGGAUAUGUCUUUCAAUAACCUCAUUGGAGCAGUCGAUUCGCAGUUAGAUGGCCUCGCCAGAUUGAAAAGCUUGAAUCUUUCUGCGAAUGGCUUCACCGGAGACAUGCCUGCUCUUGGGAAGAGCCAAGGAUUGGAGGAACUGGUUCUGUCUGCAAAUUCCUUCAAUGGCCAAAUCCCAAGUGACAUCGGUGGUCAUCAAAACCUGACCUUAUUGGAUCUAAGCCAGAAUGACCUCUCUGGGGUGACUCCAGACGGGAUCGGGAAUCUCUCUAAGUUGGAGACGCUGCUCCUUUCUUCUAAUAGUUUGAUCGGGCUGAUCCCCAGAAGCUUGUCCAACCUCACGAGUCUCUCUCGAUUUGCCGCCAAUCAGAACUUCUUCAUCGGCAGCAUACCUUCCGGAAUUACCAAGUAUGUCAGGGUUUUGGACCUCAGCUACAAUAACCUUAGCGGCGAGAUACCAGCGGACCUUCUGUCAUCUCCUAAUCUGGUGUCCGUGGAUCUGUCAUACAAUAAGCUUCAAGGUCCUAUUCCUAAUAAUCUGUCUCAGAAUCUCUACCGAUUGCGGCUUGGUGGGAACUCACUCGAUGGGACCAUUCCAGAAACGAUUGGGAAUCUCUCCAAUUUGACGUACUUGGAGCUGAAUGACAAUAAUUUGGACUCGCAGAUUCAUCCAAAGAUCGGCAGCUGCAAGAAUCUGACGCUCUUAAAUCUUGCAUCCAAUCGUUUGCAUGGCGAAUUGCCGGAGGAGUUGGGUAGCCUUCAAAAGCUGGUUGUAUUGAAGCUUCAAAAGAACAACCUCAGUGGCGGCAUCCCUGAUAAGCUCUUCGAAUUGCAUGUCAACUUGAGCGUACUAGAUCUAAGCCAAAACUCCCUCACUGGUGUGAUCCCAUCAGCAAUUUCCAGAUUAGAGAGUCUUUCAAACUUGAUCUUAGAAGGUAAUAAUUUCGAUGGUUCUAUACCCGAUACCAUUGGUAACAUGUCAUCUCUGAUAGAACUGAAGCUGGGAGGCAACAGGCUGAGUGGAACAGUUCCUACAAUGCCUGCUAACCUGAGGAUAGCUCUUAACCUCAGUCAUAACUUACUCAGUGGAUCCAUACCACCCUCUCUCGUUGCUUUAACAGAAUUGGAGGUUGUUGAUCUCUCAGACAAUGGUUUUACUGGUGAGAUUCCAAGUUUUUUAGCAGGCAUGAGAAGCUUGACACUGUUAAAUCUGUCCAACAAUAAUCUUUCUGGAAUUUGUCCUGCAUUUGGAAAUUAUGUUACUGUCAUCACCUCUGGGAACAGGUAUCUCAUAUGCUCAACCGAAAGCCAAGACACAUUGCUUGGGUCACGUAAGAAGAGGUCACCUGUUGUGAUCAUCGUCGUGGUUAUCUCCAUGGUCGCUUUCUUAAUCUUGGUUGCAGUGGUUGUUCUGCUAAUCUCUUCCAAGCGCUUUUAUCGGGUGGAAGACGAAACUCCACAACUUGGAGAAAGCAAUCUUCAGAUUGUUAAUGGCUGCUUUGUGACUGCAAACAGUAUACAUAGAUCGAGUAUCGACUUCUCCAAAACAAUGGAAGUCACCAGUGAUCCAAGAAAAAUCAUACUGAAGACUCGAUUCUCUACCUACUACAAGGCUGUCAUGCCAAACGGGGUUAGCUACUUCGUAAAGAAACUGAAUUGGACUGACAAGAUUUUCCAAAUGGGAAGCCAUGAUAGAUUCCGCCAAGAACUGGAGGUGUUAGGAAAGCUGAGCAACUCAAAUGUAAUGGUUCCUUUGGCGUAUGUGUUGACCGAAGACAGCGCUUACCUGUUCUAUGAACAUGUGCACAGGGGGACUGUGUUCGAUUUCCUUCACAAGAACUUGGUGAAUGUUUUGGAUUGGCCCUCUCGUUACUGCAUAAUGCUAGGGGUAGCUCAAGGGUUGACAUUUCUCCAUGGGUGCACGCAGCCAGUUCUUCUGCUUGAUCUAUCGACAAAGACGAUCCACAUGAAGUCACCUAAGGAGCCUCAGAUAGGGGAUAUCGAGCUCUGCAAAGUUAUCGAUCCUUCGAAGAGUACCGGGAGUCUCUCCACUGUUGCUGGCUCGGUUGGAUAUAUUCCUCCAGAGUACGCAUACACCAUGACGGUGACAAUGGCUGGGAAUGUCUACAGUUUUGGGGUCGUUGUACUGGAGCUGCUGACUGGGAAACCAGCAGUGAGCAAUGGACUUGAGUUGGCCAAAUGGGCACUGAGCCACUCAGCUAGGUCUAGUGAAAGAGAGCAGAUCCUUGAUCCUAAAAUUGCGAAAACGUCGUUGGCUGUUCGAAGUCAGAUGCUUUCGAUUCUGAAGGUUGCCCUAGCAUGCGUCAGCAUGUCGCCGGAGGCAAGGCCGAAGAUGCGAAAUGCAUUGAGGUUGCUGUUCAAUGCAAAGUAGUUGUUGCUCGGCAAAGGCAGCUAAAGGUUUCUUGUUGUUGCUCAGAAUUGGUCAUGCACUAGUUGUGCUGGUGAUAGCUGUGUUCUUUUGGUAUUGAACUGCUGUUUUUUUACCAUUCAGUAUUGUUAAUAUCCACCAUUGUAAGAUAGUAUCUAUCACACUAGUAUCUCUAUUUCCUUGAGAGUGUUGGUCCUUGUUUCAGCACUCAGAAAGCAGAGUGAUGUAACAGGAGAUCUUAGAUUUAUAUAUUGCCAGACAUCUGUGGUUUAUACUCGAA